CUCUCUCUCUCUCUCUCCAUCUAUGGCUUCGAUGGCGAGAUCUCGGGCGCUCCUCCUCGCGCUCUCAGCUCCGUUCUUCUUCCUCGUUCUCUCCGUCAGCGCUGCUGUUCCAUCUGGGUCUGCUGAUGGUUUCACGAUCAAUGGCCGCGCUAGGAUCCCCGGAGCUGGUGCAAUAAUGUUUGGUCUUCCGGGAAAGAUAUCGGAUGCUAAAGUUAUACUCAAUGGUGGCAAGAGAAUUACUUUCCUUAGACCGGAUGGAUACUUUUCAUUCCAUAAUAUCUCGGCUGGGACGCAUCUAAUUGAGGUGUCCGCCCUUGGAUAUUUCUUUUCGCCGGUACGAGUUGAUGUCAGUGCUAGGAAUCCUGGCAAGGUGCAGGCUGCCCUGACAGAGAGUAGGAGGAUCUUGAAUGAGUUGGUUUUAGAGCCAUUGCGAGAGGAACAGUACUAUGAGAUUAGAGAACCCUUCUCCAUAAUGUCCCUGGUGAAGAGCCCGAUGGGUCUGAUGGUUGGUUUUAUGCUGAUUGUUGUUUUCCUAAUGCCAAAAUUAGUUGAGAACAUGGAUCCCGAAGAAAUGAGGCGAGCUCAAGAAGAGAUGAGGAAUCAAGGAGUUCCAUCUCUGUCAAACUUGUUGCCUGGAGCGGCAAGGAGCAACUAAAUGCAUCAGUCUGAUUACUAGGGACCUCUCAUUGUCUUUGAAUGGCAUUUGAAUCGUCGGGUGGAAUCACGCAGCUUAAACAUUUACUUGUGAAGAACUUUUACUUAGGGGGAGGAUCUAAAAAGCAUUUAUGGAAGCAUUUUCUCUUGAACCACUUAGUGGAUGUUUUGAUUUAUGCAGGUUAAUUUAAGGAUGAAAUUGUUUAGCUUGAUGCUUGAGGCAUACUUUGUGAGUCACCGGAGGUGUACCUUCUUCAUGUAGAUUUGUACCUCUGCUAUGUUGUACCAUUAGCCACGAAACAGGGGAUAUAUACAUUAGUUGAGUCACUUCGAAGAAGUUUGCUACUAA
This is a messenger RNA of Syzygium oleosum, 1003 nucleotides long. RefSeq names its product ER membrane protein complex subunit 7 homolog. NCBI's taxonomy places the organism in Eukaryota, Viridiplantae, Streptophyta, Magnoliopsida, Myrtales, Myrtaceae. The transcript is spliced from 8 exons. The record is from RefSeq and is a predicted model, not a curated record. Gene Ontology annotation, cellular component: EMC complex. Gene Ontology annotation, molecular function: carbohydrate binding. Bases 23 to 655 code for a protein of 210 amino acids.